Molecule: messenger RNA, 1546 nt
Organism: Fragaria vesca subsp. vesca
Lineage: Eukaryota; Viridiplantae; Streptophyta; Magnoliopsida; Rosales; Rosaceae
Product: cyclin-A2-4-like
Exons: 12
Coding region: 79-1524 (481 amino acids)
Biological process (GO): mitotic cell cycle phase transition; regulation of cyclin-dependent protein serine/threonine kinase activity
Cellular component (GO): cyclin-dependent protein kinase holoenzyme complex; nucleus; cytoplasm
Molecular function (GO): cyclin-dependent protein serine/threonine kinase regulator activity
Source: RefSeq, a predicted model, not a curated record
AGCUUAGGACACAGAUUCAGGUUGCUUUGACUGGUUCCGUUUAAUGUGGCGGGCUGUUUGUCUCUCAGUCCUGCAAAUAUGAAGAGACAGAAUCUGGCUGCUGCAAAUGUUAAAGAGUUUCCUGGCCGAAUAACACGUGCUCGAGCUGCUUCAUUAGAUACAUCCAGACAGUUUCCCCCAUUAAAAGCAUGCACACAACCCCCACAGCAAAGUCAGAAGCCGGGUUUGCGAGCGAAUAAAAAGAGAGCUUAUGUGGAUGAGAACAACGAGAAUAAGGGUGGUAAUGCAUGCAUCCAGAAUAAGAGGAGGGCAGUGCUUCAGGAUGUAACCAAUGCUUUCUGUAAACCUUCAUACGGGGACUGCUUCAAUGCAACUAAAGUUCAGGCUAAGAAAAGAAAGCCAGCUAAAAGAGCUCAGGCAAGGGUCACAAAAAUGACCCCUUCCACUGAUGUAGAUCUCAAAACGGAGGUUGUGCAUGAAACAGUAAAAACAGAACUUAUGCCUUCAAUGAAUUUGGAAGAUGGUGACAAACUUUUUCGUUCGGCUACCUUAAGUGGGGAUGCUAUAGCUAUCUAUCAGUUAGAACAUCAGAGUUCGGAAGUGGAUUCAGAAGCCUAUUGUCAUUCUAAUAAAGCAGAAAUUGGUAACCUUUUGAUGAACAUGAUCACAUCCAGUAAACUGGAUGUUGUUGAUAUUGAUGCUGGUCACAAGGAUCCUCAAUUGUGUAGCCUCUAUGCCCCUGAUAUCUAUAACAACUUGCGUGUUGCAGAGCUUUCCCGAAGGCCAUUUCCUGGUUUUAUGGAAACAAUUCAACGCGAUAUCACCACAAGUAUGCGGGGUAUUUUAGUAGAUUGGCUAGUUGAGGUGUCAGAGGAAUAUAAGUUGGUGCCAGAUACGCUUUACCUCACAGUAUAUCUCAUUGAUUGGUUUCUCUCCAAGAACUACAUUGAAAGACAGAGACUCCAACUGCUUGGCAUCACUUGCAUGCUGAUUGCCUCGAAAUACGAAGAAAUUUGUGCACCACGUUUGGAUGAAUUUUGUUUCAUGACAGACAACACUUACACGAAAGAGGAUGUAUUGCAAAUGGAGAAUCAAGUCUUGAAGUACUUAGGCUUUCAGCUUUUUGCGCCAACAGCAAAAAGUUUCCUCAGGAGAUUUCUUUUAGCAGCACAAGCUUCUUAUAAGAGCCCUAGCCUUGAGCUGGAGUGCUUGGCCAACUAUCUUGCCGAACUAGCACUGGUCGACUAUGGCUUUUUGAAGUUCCUACCUUCAAUGAUUGCUGCAUCAGCUGUGUUUCUUUCCAAAUGGACCUUAGACCAGUCUAGUCACCCAUGGAAUCCAAUCCUAGAACACUAUACCUCUUACAAGCCAUCAGAUUUGAAGAUUUCAGUUCUUGCUUUGCAAGAUUUGCAAUUGAACACAAAUGGCUGUCCUCUGAGUGCUGUACGAAUGAAGUACAAGCAACCAAAGUUUAAAUCCGUGGCGGCUUUAUCAUCCCCAAAGCUUCUUGAAACACUAUUUUGAAGACAAGUUUCAAGGGACAACU